ACAAGUACAUACGCAUCGCACCGUAGACUCACAAAGGAAUAAUGGGAGAUAUGAAUCAUGUGAUGUAGACAUCCCUACCAAUUAGAUGUCAUCGCAUAUGAGGAGACUUGACCAUAAAGGAAGAGCCUGCACAAUUCAAGCCGAUGGUAUAUAUUUAAUUCAGAGUGCGUUUAAGUGCAGAAUCGCAAGUUACAGAGUCAAAACUGAUGAAAAGCAUAUAGAUUAUAUAACAUUUUUUGAUACUAUAAAAUUUAGAAUAUUGGAAUUGUCAAAAGUUGUUCUGAGGGCCCAUAAUGCCAUUAAAGUUAAUGUAGAGGUCUUCGCUACUUACGUAUUGCAAAGCCAAGAUAUUUCCGAAAUCAAAUCUUUUAACAGCAUAAAUCGAAUACUAGAUUUGUCGACAGAGUUAGAUGUGGUAUAUGCAGACUUGAGGGAAGCCGUGGUAUCUCAAACUGCGGACUUUCAACAUAAGGAUUCAGGGUGGUCAUUACAGGAAGUACUAUUUUUAGAAGUAAACAUAAAUAAGUACUCUCCACUAGGCGGCUGCUCGUACAUAAAGCUCCCCAAGUUUAUUGAAACCAAGAAGGGUGUAGUUAAUGUGCAAAAUAAUGAUGCGUAUUGCUUUGCUUGGGCCAUCACAUCGGCACUGUAUUCAGCGAGGGAUCAUGUUAGCACAUCAUCGUAUCUACACCGUGCUGAAUGUUGCGGGUAUUGA
Psylliodes chrysocephalus is the source of this 715-nucleotide messenger RNA. Lineage: Eukaryota; Metazoa; Arthropoda; Insecta; Coleoptera; Chrysomelidae. The record is from the annotation of a GenBank genome assembly.